Molecule: messenger RNA, 2793 nt
Organism: Indicator indicator
Lineage: Eukaryota; Metazoa; Chordata; Aves; Piciformes; Indicatoridae
Gene: TAF1C
Product: TATA-box binding protein associated factor, RNA polymerase I subunit C
Exons: 14
Coding region: 1-2793 (930 amino acids)
Biological process (GO): transcription by RNA polymerase I
Cellular component (GO): fibrillar center
Molecular function (GO): protein binding; RNA polymerase I core promoter sequence-specific DNA binding
Source: RefSeq, a predicted model, not a curated record
AUGGAGUUCCCGGCCACUCUUUUCCCGUCGUACUUCGGCACCGGCCCGCCCCGGGAGGAGGGGGGCCCCGCUCCGGCCGCCGGUUGGGGCGAGCACGGGCAGGUGCUGGAGGCUGGCCCCGGCCGCCCCCAGGCCGGCACUGUGUUUAUGCCCCGCCGUGGCGGGAUGGGCGAGAGCUGGCAACCCGCCGACGCUGCUGCCAUUCCACUCCUGCCUCCCAACACAACCUACUGGAUCCCUUCACUUGAGGCUCAAGACAUCCUGUACCGUGGUGUCCUGUGCAGGAAGCUCCGGACAGGCAAGUCCGCAACCACUCUGGACUUCACAAAGCAGCUGGGCCACUUCUUUGUGGAUCACCCAGAAGAUGCAUUUGGCUCCAUGGGGCAGCUGCUGCACCAGAACUUCUUCCUGGGCAACUCCAAGCUGAAGAGGCAGGCCCGGAACAGCACCAUCCGGAUGACAGCCCUGAUGGAGGAAAUCGACCGCCUGGAGGCUAGGCGGGGCUGCCCCCGGCAGCGCCUUGUCCCCCGCCUACGCUGGUUCUCCCACCUCUGCCGUGACUGGCUCUUUGAGGUGCCACUGGGGCUGCUGGCAGAAUGUGUACAUGAGGAGCUGUUGCUGCAGUGGGCCAACCUGCUUUUUGAUGACAGCUGUACUGGAGGGGCACUGGCUUGGCUGCCCCCCAAGGACCUAUGCACGGGCUGCCUGGUGUACCCUGGAGGGAGGUCCAUGAACCAUCUCUAUUUCCAGGAUGUGAUGCUGAAGGAACUUCCCCGUGUCCAGGCCUCCCCAGCGCAGUUUGAGCUCAAUGGGCGUAUCCGGCAAGUGGCUGCUGCCAGGGUAGAUGGGGAAGAUUUUGUUGGUGUCCGCUCAGACUAUCACUGUGGUGUUUGGAGGGUGCCAGGUAGGAUGGGGGCAGCCCCCACACCACUGCAGGUCAUCCGCACUGAUGUACCUGCCUCCUGCCUCACUGUCAGCCCUCACCUCCCUGGGGAGCUGGCCGUCUGCACCCAGAGUGGAGCCAUCUACCUCUGGAGCAUUGAGAUAGGGCUGCAGAGGCUCCGCCAUGACACCCAGACCAUUUUUUUUCGGGACCAUUCGUCUUGGCGCUGGAGCGACUUCACCGCUCACCCGCGAGUGCUGAGCUGUGCCGACCGCACUGGCCUGCAGUGCCUGGAUGCACGGGCUCCUGAGAGAUGCCACUUCGACUUGUUCAAGGUGGGUCAGGAAGCCAGCUGCCAGCAGGGUGAGCGUGUGGUACUGCCCAUGUACCUGGGCAGGGCCCACCCCUCCCAGCACCUUGUCACCACGCAGUUCUCUCUGUAUGUACUGGACGAGCGGUUGCCGAUGGUGCCUGUGUUGAAAUGGGCACACAUGAUGAAGGCCCCCCCUCUCUUUUCCCACCUUACACCGGGGGGCCCUGGGAGGAGCCAUAAGGUGCUGCUCGGCGCAUCUCGCACCCAGGAGCUGUUACUGCUGCAAUACCGGGGGGGCAGCCAGUCGGCCUGCCAGCUGGCAGGGUCUCCUCAGAAGCUGCACAGCAUCGCAGGCUGUUUGCCGUACCUGCCCACACAACUCCCGCACCACCACUACCUGCUCCAGCAGCGCCUCGGUGCCCCUGCUGCUGGGCUGGCUACUGCACUGCAGGAGGAUGGGCCACAGGAGGCCCUGCUGGUUUUCCAGCUCUCUGAGGCUGGGGACAUCUUCUACCAGAGGCUAACACAUGAGGCUGUGGAGCCCCCUGCUCCCACUUUGAGGGAUGAGGCCAUGGUAGCCCCUGGCUCUUCCCCUCUCUUUGAGACUCCAGCAGGCAGCCCACUAGGCUUGGGCAGUGAUGAAGAAGAGCAGGAGGAAGAAGAGCAAACCUUCUACCUGUCCAACCUAGAGAUCAUUAUCAAUGAGGAGGAAGAUGAAGAGGAGGUGGGGGAUGCAGGCACAACAGCAGCCCCAGAGGAAACCAAACCACCUCAGGAGCCCUCUGCCAGCCCCCAGCCUUCCCCAGCAGUGCCCAGCCCAGCUGCAGCCCUGCGCUACCGCCGCUGGCUGAAAGAAUUUUGCAAAGGUUGCAGGGAACACCGCUCACACACCUGGCCCCCCACCUUUAGCCAGAAGCGCAUCUUCACCCGCAGAGAGCUGGAGAUACCAGCAGGCCCAAGCACCCUGCACCAGCAGGCACGUCAGCAGCUGCGUCAAGCCAUGCAGGAAGGGGGUCGCAUCCAGUGCUGGGACACCCUACCUUCCCAACCCCCUCUUCUGCAGCUCCUGGAGCCAUCAGGAGGUCUAGAUCCCUUGAGUGCUCGUCUGACAGCAGCUUGGUCUGAGGACUGGUGUCAGUGGUGGGAAGAAAGGUCAAGCUAUAAUGUGGCACAGCGGCAGCGAGCACUGCGGGAGCGGCGGCGUCGGCAGAAGCGAGCUCGGGGCCGGCACAGCCUUUCAGCCAGCUUCACCUCCUCCCACACGUACCAGUCCGAGCUGUCGGAGCUGAGCGAUGUGCCCCAGCUGCCGCCACCACCACUGUCCCCUACUGUGUUGCCCCGGGAGACAGCCAGCAGCCCAGCGCCAGCGCUGGACGAAGGGCUGCUAUCCUCCCAGAGCCUGCGCUGCCGCGGAAUCCCUAAAGAGCGGCGGAAGACGCUACGGGACUACUUGUCGGUGUGUGCCGGGGACCUGCCCGAGCCGGCAGAGCCGCUCGCUAGCCAGGCCGGUCAGGCGUGCAUCCCAUCGUCGCAGAGUCUGAGCCAGGCCUCCUGCACUUCACAGGCCCGCCGCAAGCGGCCACGCAUGGGCUUCUGA